AUGUGCGCAGACGCAGGCAUGUCGGAGCGUACAAGCACGCCGAAGCAAACGGAAGUGCGGCGACAAGCAUCGAGCUGGAAUCAGCUCGUCGGCUCGAAGCAGGAGGACUGCAGAGGAAAGGGUCGCUUCGAGCCGUCGGAUAAGCAGAUGCACAACGUCGAUCCCGCCCUGACGUGCCGACAGAACAGGACGGGCAAGUCGCCGGAGACGCGUUGA
Pseudozyma hubeiensis SY62 is the source of this 216-nucleotide messenger RNA. RefSeq names its product nucleoporin. The transcript has a single exon. The record is from RefSeq and is a predicted model, not a curated record. Lineage: Eukaryota; Fungi; Basidiomycota; Ustilaginomycetes; Ustilaginales; Ustilaginaceae. The coding region runs from base 1 to 216 and encodes 71 amino acids.